Messenger RNA from Theobroma cacao (cacao), 707 nucleotides. RefSeq names its product transcription factor bHLH168. NCBI's taxonomy places the organism in Eukaryota, Viridiplantae, Streptophyta, Magnoliopsida, Malvales, Malvaceae. Gene Ontology annotation, biological process: regulation of transcription by RNA polymerase II. Gene Ontology annotation, molecular function: RNA polymerase II transcription regulatory region sequence-specific DNA binding; protein dimerization activity; DNA-binding transcription factor activity, RNA polymerase II-specific. The record is from RefSeq and is a predicted model, not a curated record. Gene Ontology annotation, cellular component: RNA polymerase II transcription regulator complex.
UCUCUAGUAGAAGUAGAAGACAGCAAGUAGAGUAAGUCAUGGAGAAUGGCGUUGGAUCAUCAAGAAUCAACCGAUGUUUGAUUGAGAGAGAGCGAAGGCGGAACAUGAAAACUCUCUAUGCCAACCUAUUUGCUCUCCUUCCUCCCCAACCAAGCAAGAUGUCGGUUCCUGAGCUGGUGGACCAAGCUACCGCGUAUGUCAAGCACUUGCAAAAGAAACUGGAGAAAUACAAGCAAAUGAAGGUGCAAUUGGAAGACAAGCGUGCAACAGCUUAUACAAUUAGACCUCCAGUUCUUAAUAUAAGAGAUUUGGGUUCCAAUUUGGAAGUACAUUUGAUCACAGGGUUGAAUAUGGAGUUUGCAUUAUCUGAUUUUAUCAGUAUUCUUCAGGAAGAAGGAGCUGAAAUUGUAAGUGCAACUUGCCAUCAUACAGGAGAUAGGGCAAUCUAUACAAUUCUUUCUCAGGCUAUCUAUCCUAGAAUUGGCAUUGCAACUUCAAGCGUGCAUGAGAGGUUGACGAGUCUAAUAUGUUGAAAAAGUAGCGCGUUACAGCUGUAAAUUAGAGGUGCAAGUGCCAUUUAGCAUGGCUUAUAUGAUUUGGUUACGUUCAGUGUCCUAAUCAUAGUGUUAUUCUCUUGUAUGAAAGGGAAAAGAAAAUGCACCCAUGUACUUGUCGGAGUAUCUCAAUGAACAAUGUUUUCCCCUUUU